AUGGACGCCUUCGAAGACGAAAAUCCUUUUGAAUCUGAACCAGAGCGUGUCCAGUCCGAUGGCUCCUCCUCCCGAGAGAACAUCUCGGGCGUGUCGUCUCCCGACAUCAAUACUCAGCCUGGACAAAUUUCAUCACCACCAACAUCCCCUUCCAAGAGGAACACUUUCCCUUCUCUAGGUUCCCACAGGCAGCCGCAGGCGUACAAGAGCGACUUCUGCUGCGGCAGAGAUCACUGGCUCCAUUCGGGCGAGGACGUGGAGAUUCUGAUCACGGACGCACUCAAGACUUCUGCGAACUCGUCUUCUCCUUAUAUCACAUACGUCAUUCGAGCGGGGAGCGCAGAAGCGCAUCAUAGAUAUUCCGAGUUUGAGUCGCUGCGCAACAACCUCGUGAAGCUCUACCCUACGCUCAUUAUACCCCCGAUACCCUCCAAGCAGACCAUAGGUGAUUAUGCUGUCAAGCAGGCCAAGGCGAAGGAGGAUGCCGCAAUGAUUGCACGGAGGAAACGUAUGCUCCAGACCUUCCUCAACCGUGUCGCGCGCCACCCUAUCCUGUCGAACGAGCACGUCUUUCACCGUUUCUUGGACGGCGAAGUGUCGUGGACGGAAGUAUUGAACUCGCCCCCGAUAUCGUUGCUACCGAAGAAUAUUCUGAAGGCACCCUCGCAUAACCCCACUGACCAGAGUGCGUCGCCGGCAUAUGCUGCUCUGCCCAACCCUUCCGCGGCACACCCCUUGCGAAGGCCCGACCAAAGAUUCUUGGACUCGGAAGUGUUCACAAACAAGUUCGCUGCGCAUCUGAGUGGGCCGAUGGAGAAGGUUACAAGGCGAACGAUGAAGAGGUGGUCGGAUUAUGCCCAAGACCAUGCGGAGCUCGGUGCAACCCUGAACGGUUUCAGCCUGAACGAGACUGGCCAGCUGUCUACGGCGAUUGAGAAGACGGGUCAGGCUGUCGAUGCGACUUACAUGUCUACGACGAAAUUGCUUCAGGAGUUCGAACAGAACUGGGCGGAACCUCUGCACGAGUACAGCCAAUUCGCGUCCAUCAUCAAGAAACUGCUACAGUACCGACAUCAGAAACAUGUGCAGUAUGAGAUGACUCAAGAAGCUUUGGAGACAAAGCGCGAACAGUUGGAGGACCUCGAAAAGAGCGAGAGAGAGGCACGGAGACUAGAAGAGGCCUUGAGUCAGGGGCGCCCCAGUACGCUUCGUGCCUCUUACUCGCACGGUGAGGGGGAGCUUGGGGAGGAGGGUCGACCGGCGACGGACGAGAACGAGGCGCGGCGAGAGGAAGAAUCGGUGUACUUGCCGCCACAUCCAGGACCGAACCCUGUGAAGCGGAGGGCGCCGGGUAUGGGUCUCCUGAACGCGUUGAGCUACACGCUGCAUGGGAUGAUGGACGUGGACCCGGAGACUGCUCGUCGGAACUCGAUCACCAAGACGCGGGAGUCGAUUUCCCAGUUGGAAGACGCGCUGCACUUGUCGGCGCAGGAUCUGAAAUACUCAAGUUCGACGAUACAAGCGGAUCUGGACCGAUUCCAGCGGCAAAAGGUAGCGGACUUGCGGGAGAUGGCGAUCAGCAUGGCUCGGAGCCAUCGAGACUGGUGCAAGAAGAACUUGGAAGCAUGGGAGGAGGCCAAGGCAGAGAUUGACAAGAUACCGGACCAUCCGAACCGGCUGCCGGAGGAGGAGGGUCUAGGAACGAAUGGGGCCGCGGGACACGGCAGAAGGGACUCGAUGGCAACGAUCAACGGUUAGUAAAGCGUAAUGUUUGAAUGUGAAGUCUGGGAUGGACGGGAUUUGGAUCGCACUUUUCCCAGAGGACGAUUGUUAGAGUACAUGGUGUUAGCUUGAAUAUACGCU
This is a messenger RNA of Dichomitus squalens LYAD-421 SS1, 1863 nucleotides long. RefSeq lists its product as uncharacterized. Gene Ontology annotation, molecular function: phosphatidylinositol binding. NCBI's taxonomy places the organism in Eukaryota, Fungi, Basidiomycota, Agaricomycetes, Polyporales, Polyporaceae. Gene Ontology annotation, biological process: retrograde transport, endosome to Golgi. The record is from RefSeq and is a predicted model, not a curated record. Bases 1 to 1758 code for a protein of 585 amino acids. The transcript is spliced from 8 exons.